AUGUACGUCCACGCUGGUUUGCAGGCCAAGGCCAAGGACGAUGUUGUUGGAAUGAUUGAGAGCCUGGUUCAGUCGCGUGAGCAGCUGGAGCGCUCGCUGCCGCCGCUGCUGGACAAGGUGGUGUGGGCGGUGGGCGGAGUGGGCGCGGCCCACGAGCCGGCCGCGCUCGACGCGCUGAUUUGGACCGAAGCCCAGCUGGCUGGCGCCAUCGACGCCGUGCUUGAGACCGGGAGCGGAAUGCUGGUGGUUGGCAUGCUGCAAGCGUACACAGCGCUUGCGCAGCGGGCCCUCAUGAGUGUUCUGGCAGGCGGAGAGAGUGAGAACCCGGUGGAUGCUCGGGCGAGGACUUUUGUUGUCUCGACGCUGCCGCAGAACAUGGGCAAGCUGGCGGCAGCGGCCCGCAAGAUGAGCUUUGCUCGCAAGGCCUCGGGUGAGAUCGAGCUGGGAGCGCAGCUGCAGGCUGCCGCCGCCGCCAUCGUCAGCCAGGCGGUUGGCAACGGGGGGAACGCAGCGAGCCCGCACCCCGCGCUCCCUGUUCUGCGAAGCGCGCCCGGCUUUGUCGAGCUCGUUGCCGCGCUACAGAGUGAGGGCGUAUCGCUGGACACCGAUUGGGGCUUGUGGUAUGUAGUCGUUGAUGGUGCGGCGCGACUGGCGCCCACCGCAGCCGCGAUGGACGAGGUCUUUGCGUCCGUCAAGGCUCGGGUUGCCGGAAGCAACACUGAGACAAGCUCGCGCUGGUCUUGGCUCAAGGCCCGGACGCUUGUGGCGCUCUCGGGUAGCGCAGAGCGGGCUGAGCUCCGCGAGGCGGCGGCGGCGCGGCUGGCGGCCCGAACCGAUCCGUAUUUGGCGCGGGUCGUAGUCCGCGCGCAGAGCUGUGCCGGUGGGUGUGCCUGGCAUCGCGAAGCGCUGUCGGCGCAGGCGCAGGUCCAGCGGCUUCAGUUCGAGCUUGAGUCCGGCUCGACGGUUUCGACAGCACGGUACAUGCGGCUUCGUACGAGCCACGAUGCGGUCAAGGGAGAGCUCACUGAGCUCCGGGCCGCGCUCGAGGGUGGAAGCGAAAGCGCACGCCUCGCCGGCGCGCUCGAGGAGGUCAACAGCCUCAAGUACGAGCUGGCACGGGCGCAGGCUGCCUUUGCACACCUCGUUGGCGGUGCCGCGACUCCAAAGCUGAAGACCGAGCUCGCACAGCUGCGGGCGGCCAAGGCUGAGCGCGAUGUCGAGCAUGCCGCCCUGCAGGCUGCGUACGACGAGCUCCGUGCCCAGACCGAGCCUCGCGCCGACGGCAAGAUCGAAGAGAUGCAGGAUGCAAACGCCAAGUACGCCAAGUCGUGCAAGCGCCUUGAGGCCCGGGUAGCCGAGCUCGAGAAGCAGAUGCGUGAGGCCAAGAGCGGGCGGAACGCGGCCCAGUCCAAGCUUGAGCUCCUCUCGUCGCAGCAUGAUGCGCUCAAGGGCGUGCUUGCAUGCAAGAGUGGUGAGCUUGAUCAGGCGUCGCAGGCGGCAGAGCGGUUUGCGGCUCGCGCUGCGGUGCUGGAGGCCGAGAACAGCGAGCUUGGCGCCGAGCUGACUGCCACCACCCAGAAGAUGCGCAAGGCGCUAGCCGCAUCCGAGACCGAAGCUCACACCCAGCUCUUGCAUGUCCGGAUGGAGCUGCAGAUUGCACGGCGAGAGCUCGCCGAGGCUCAUUCAACGAUUGCCUCGCUGCAAUCUGAGAAUGAGGCUGCGGCGACCGCGAGCAGCCGCAUCCAGAGCGAGCUCUCCGAGAUGGCAGCCGAGAACGAGACGCUUCUUGCCGAGCGAGACAAGGCGCACACCACAAUUGCUGCCCUGCAAACGCAGGCGCAAGUGGCAGCGGAUGCCAACGAUGCCAUCCAGACCGAGCUCUCAGACGUCAUCAGCGAGAACGAGACACUCAUUGCAGAGCGCGACGAGCUCGCGUCGACAGUCGAGCGGCUUCUUUGCCUCAAGGGCGAUCUCGAGGGCACUCAGGUUGCGCUCAACGCGUACGAGGCCGAGGUGGCCGACGCCCGCCAGCGAAUGUCCGACGCCGAAGCCGAAAUCGAGGAUGCGUGCGAGGCUCUCGAGGCCGAGCAGCUGGCCCACAACGCCACACUCACCGAACUUGAGCAGGCCAAGCGUCAGCUCGAAAGCGCCCAGCUUGAGCUUCAGGAGUGUUUCGACUCGCUCAAUGCCAAACAGACUGCGGUCGCCAAGGCAAAGCUCUCAAUGCAGGCAAUGGAGGCCGACAUCAACGACGCGCGCUUCCAGAUCACCGCUAUCACCGAGGAGAAGAAGGUGUUGGAAGCAGAGCUGGAUGGCGCAAUGGCCCACAACGAGGAAAUGGAGGCUGUGGUUGAGGACGCGCUUGCCGAGGCAGACGCUGCCAAGGCUGACAACGCGCAGUUGAAGGAGGCUGUAGCCAAGAAGGACGCCGAGAUUGUUCAGGCCAAGGACACUAUCGUCCUCAUGGAAGAAGCUGUGGCACACAAGGACGCUCAUAUUGGCCAAGUCGAGACAGACGCUGCUGCUACUGCAGCAGAGCUGGCUGACCUUCGCACAACCUACCAGGAGAUCGAGACCGCGAUGAACGCGACGACCCGCAAGCUGCUUCAGCGCAACAUGGCGUGCGACGAGCUGCGCGAGGAGCUGGCAGCUCUACAGCGCAGGUUCGACAAGAAAAACGAGGAGCACACCGUGCUUCACGAGUCGUAUGCGCUGAUGGAGGACAUUGUGGCCAAGCUCAAGACCGAGGACGAGUUCCAGCGGACCCGGAUCGCAGAGCUGGAGACCGAGGUCCAGAAGCGGCACACGGCGUUGGCCGAAGUCUCGGCAUCGCUGGCCCAGGCUGGCGACGUCAUCGAGUCCGACCAGGCCGAGCUCAAGGCGCUCCAUGCCGAGUUUGAUCAUCUGCAAGGCGAGCACGCGCGUGUCGUGCAGGCUCUCGAAAAGAGCCGCGCCGCCAACAGCGAGCUGCAGGACGAGCUCAAAGCGCGGGCCCGGCGCCUCGCAGACGUCGAGGCCAAGCACGCCUCGCUGCGCGAGCUUCUCAGCUCGCCGUAA
Messenger RNA from Thecamonas trahens ATCC 50062, 3057 nucleotides. RefSeq lists its product as uncharacterized. The transcript has 2 exons. Bases 1 to 3057 code for a protein of 1018 amino acids. NCBI's taxonomy places the organism in Eukaryota, Apusomonadida, Apusomonadidae. The record is from RefSeq and is a predicted model, not a curated record.